Ilyonectria robusta is the source of this 951-nucleotide messenger RNA. RefSeq names its product NmrA-like family-domain-containing protein. Bases 1 to 951 code for a protein of 316 amino acids. The transcript is spliced from 4 exons. The record is from RefSeq and is a predicted model, not a curated record. NCBI's taxonomy places the organism in Eukaryota, Fungi, Ascomycota, Sordariomycetes, Hypocreales, Nectriaceae.
AUGGAGCCACAAUACAACCGAAUUGCUGUGUAUGGCCACCGCGGCUGGGCCAGCUCCAAGAUAAUCGAGGCUCUUGCCGCUUCCAAAGCCCCAAUCAAGGUCCUGUAUCGCCCAGGUUCCGAUGUCUCGGGUCUUCCACCUCAUGUUUCGAAAGAGGAGGUGGAUGUGGACGAUCAGGCGGCACUCGUCGCAGCUUUACAAAACAUCGACAUUGUUAUUUCUCUGGUCGGACAUGAAGGAGUGUCGAGGCAGCAUGCGUUUGUAAAAGCAAUCCCUCACACCAAGGUCCAGCUUUUCUCUCCUUCCGAUCUUGCAGCGCGCUAUGAUGAACAAGGGAAUCGUGUUCCCGUGAAUAUGAAGAAGCUUGAGGUUGAAGUCGCCGCAAAAGUAGCUGGAAUUGCUACCACCGUUGUGGUAACGGGAAACUUUGCUGAGUUUGCAUUGAAUACUCUGGCCAUGGGUGUGGACCUUGCAAAAAAUAGAAUCAUACUCAGCGGAAAUAGUGGUAAGGAGAGCUUGAACUUAUGCACAAGGAACUAUGUCGGAGCUGCCUACGCAUCAAUCUUUUCUAGCACCCCAAUCUCGGGCCUAAAAAAUCGAGUUAUCGGUCUUUCAGAAUUGAAGGCGACCGGUGACGAUAUAAUCGCUUCUUUCGAACUCAAGCAUGGGAAAAAGCCGGAGAUAUUCAAGCACAGUUCUAAAAAGGUUGAAGAUGAAUUCGAAUACGCAAUAUCGAAUGGGAUUCCGUUUUCUCUCGCCUGGUACUGCCGCAAGAUCUGGGGUAAUGGACAGCUGGAGACGAUGAUUGGAACUGAUAUUUGGGAAGUUCCAGGCUACUCGAAAGUUAGUCUCGACGACUUGAUAGUCGAAGGGAAGAUCGGAGCGUAUCGAGAGAUGCCUCCACCUGUGUUGGAGUACUUCGAUGCUACUUUCUGCAACGAUGAACGAUAG